UUGUUCCCUGCAUUGCGUCCAUAGGCUUCGGAACCCCUGCGACCCUGAAUAGGACGACCGGUUACAGAAGAUGGAUGGAUAGAUGGAUGUUUUGGUCUUCCAAAUAUGCUCCAUUUCAGUGGAGCAUAUUUUCAUCAAUUAAGAGUGGGAUUUAAAAUACUUUUUCCACCCUGAAAACAAUACAAUUCCGCCACCGGGAACAAACAUUUCGUGUCUUGUUCCAGUCAGGACGGUAAAUAGGACCGUACUACUUCCGCUGGAAGUCGAUCGGCGAUUGAAAGCAGAUACUUACAUGCUGUUCCUCGAGACUGAACCAUCGGCACGAACGCCAUGUCAACUCAGCCCCCCGACCACCAUCCACUCUCGUCAUAUUUCGGCCAGGUGGUUAUAGGCCCCCCAGGCUCAGGAAAGACAACAUAUUGCUUGGGUAUGCAGGACUUUCUGGGGAAGCUGGGGCGAAAGGUGGUCGUGGUCAACCUGGACCCUGCCAACGAGGCGCUGCCCUACACCUGUGCCGUGGAUAUCUCGGAGCUGGUGACCCUCGAUGACGUCAUGGACGGCCUGAAGCUUGGACCCAAUGGCGGUCUCCUCUAUUGCAUGGAGUACUUGGAGGCCAACCUUGACUGGCUGGAAGACAAGAUCAGGCUCCACCGUGACUGCUAUUUCCUGUUCGAUUGCCCAGGCCAGGUGGAACUCUACACCCACCAAAGUUCUGUCAAAAACAUCUUUGCCCAGCUGGAGAAAUGGAACUUCAGGCUUACAGCUGUUCACCUGGUCGACUCGCAUUACUGCGCAGACCCGGCCAAGUUUAUCUCGGUGCUCUGCACGUCCCUGUCUACCAUGCUGCAUGUGGAGCUUCCCCACGUCAACGUGCUGUCCAAGAUGGACCUGAUUGAGCAGUACGGCAAGCUGGCCUUCAACCUGGACUUCUACACCGAGGUUCUGGAUCUCUCGUACCUGCUGGAGCACUUGGCUUCUGACCCUUUCUUUAAAAAGUUCCUUCGCCUGAACGAGAAGCUUGCCGAGGUCAUCCAGGAUUAUGGAUUGGUGUCAUUCGUACCGCUCAAUGUACAGGAUAAAAGCAGCAUGACGCAGGUGCUGAGGGCUGUUGAUAAGGCCAACGGCUACUGUUUCGGGGACAUUGAGGAAAGGAACCUGACAGCCAUGAUGUCCUCUGCCGUGGGAGCUGACUUCCACUUUGACCACACUCUGGGAGUCCAGGAAAAGUACAUAGAACCAGGCAAUAGGACAGUGGAGGAUGAGGUCAAGGGCCUGAAGGGUCCAAGUGGGGCAAGAGAGGAGCCCUGAUUCAGCUCCUGCCUGCAAGCUGGCCAGCAGACCAUGGUGAGAGUGUGGCCAUAAACGGGGGUCUGCAGAGAGCAGGCCUGCAACGGAGAGUAAUGCUCAGUUCCUCCACCUGCAGGGCUUUCUAAGCAGCUACAUGAAUUUCAGCUAUGGACAGAUAGUUAAAUCCCUGUGCGAAAGAACAAAAGGUCUAUACAUUUUAAUAGGGGUCAGCGUCCUGAAACGGCCUGACAUCAAGCUGCUGUUAUCAACACCCUUCUGAUGCACAAGAACUUUUGUAGUUUCGUUACUGCUGAUGGGAAGCAGCUCCUAAGGAGAUGUUAAAGCGGUGGUAGGUGUAACGGAUGUGAUCUGCAAGGGAGGGCAGCUAUGAGAUCUGAUCCCAGAUCACCUCCUUCAUGCAGAUUACAGGCUGCUGAGGUUUGUGUCGUUUUCUUACUGAAUUAGUGCUUGUACACAACACCCUAAGAUUCUACUACUGUAAAAAAAAAAAAAAAAAAAUGUGCUUAAUAUAUUUCACUUUUCUGUUCAUUUAUAGGCAUUUGGAAUGUUUGUUUCUUCUAAAUUGUCGUUUUACAACAAUGGAGAAUAAUUACUUAUUUUUUUUAAUGUAUAUUUCGACUGAACCAUCUUAAUGUUCAAAUGAAGAGUGUAUUAGAAGCCAGUUACAUGUGCAGUUACAUGUAAACAUAUUUGUUAUAAUGACACAUUAUUAUUGUCUUUUCAAACAUGUAUCUGUCUAAAAGUAUAAUCAGUUGGGCUGACAUCAAAA
Messenger RNA from Paramormyrops kingsleyae, 2077 nucleotides. RefSeq names its product GPN-loop GTPase 2 (gene gpn2). NCBI's taxonomy places the organism in Eukaryota, Metazoa, Chordata, Actinopteri, Osteoglossiformes, Mormyridae. Gene Ontology annotation, molecular function: GTPase activity. Gene Ontology annotation, cellular component: cytoplasm. The record is from RefSeq and is a predicted model, not a curated record.